AUGGACUACACUGAAAGUACAGAAGAUUGUAUGUACAGCAGAGGAGACGACUACAGAGGCAAGAUCUCCACCACUGAGAGUGGACACACCUGCCAACGUUGGGACUCUGAUCCACAAAAUAAGUACACGCCAUCAAAACACCCUGAGAAGAACUUUGAGGAGAACUAUUGUAGGAACCCUGAUGGAGAGGUCAGGCCCUGGUGCUAUUCCACAAACCCAUCCAAACCUUGGGAGUUCUGCUCUAUUCCUCGAUGUAAAGAUUGUAUGUACUGCAGAGGAGACGACUACAGAGGCAAGAUCUCCACCACUGAGAGUGGACACACCUGCCAACGCUGGGACUUUGAUACACAAAAUAAGUACACGCCAUCAAAAUACCCUGAGAAGAACUUGGAGGAGAACUAUUGCAGGAACCCUGAUGGAUCACCCAGGCCCUGGUGCUAUUCCACAGAUCCAUCCAAACCUUGGGACUUCUGCUCUAUUCCUCGAUGCAGAACUGAACCUGCCACAAUUGUACCAGAACACACCUGUAUUACUGGAGAUGGAAGCUCUUUCAGGGGCAAUAUUUCUGUGACCAAAUCAGGGAAAACUUGCCAGAGUUGGAUAUCUCAAACACCUCACAAGCAUGGCAGAACUCCAGAUAACUCCCCAUGCAAAGGUCUUGUAGAGAACUACUGCAGGAACCCUGGUAAUGACAGAGCGCCCUGGUGUUUCACCACAGACCCUGAGACCCGCUGGGAAUACUGCAAUGUGCCCAGAUGUCAAGAAGAUUGUAUGUACUGCAGAGGAGAAGACUACAGAGGCAAGAUCUCCACCACUGAGAGUGGAUAUACCUGCCAACGCUGGGACUCUGAUCCACAAAAUAAGUACACGCCAUCAAAACACCCUGAGAAGAACUUUGAGGAGAACUAUUGUAGGAACCCUGAUGGAGAGGUCAGGCCCUGGUGCUAUUCCACAAACCCAUCCCAACCUUGGGAGUUCUGCUCUAUUCCUCGAUGCAGAACUGAACCAGCCACAAUUGUGCCAGAACACACCUGUAUUAGUGGAGAUGGAAGCUCUUACAGGGGAACUAUUUCCGUGACCAAAUCAGGGAAAACUUGCCAGAGUUGGAUAUCUCAAACACCUCACACGCAUGGCAGAACUGCAGAGAAGUACCCAUGCAAAGGUCUUGUAGAGAACUACUGCAGGAACCCUGAUAAUGACAAAGCGCCCUGGUGUUUCACCACAGACCCCGAGACCCGCUGGGAACGCUGCAAUGUGCCCAAAUGUGAAGACCAACCUGAAUCUGAAGAUUGUAUGUACUGCAGAGGAGACGACUACAGAGGCAAGAUCUCCACCACUGAGAGUGGACACACCUGCCUACGCUGGGACUCUGAUACACAAAAUAAGUACAAGCAAUCAAAAUACCCUGAAGAGAAGUUGGAGGAGAACUAUUGCAGGAACCCUGCUGGUGAGCCCAGACCCUGGUGUUAUACCACGGACCCAUCUAAACGCUGGCAGUACUGCUUCAUUGCUCGAUGCAGAACUGAACCACUCACAAUUGUACCAGAGUUCACCUGUAUUACUGGAGAUGGAAGCUCUUACAGGGGCACUACUUCUGUGACUAAAUCAGGGAAAAGUUGCCAGAGUUGGAUAUCUCAAACACCUCACACGCAUGGCAGAACUCCAGACAACUACCCGUGCAAAGGUCUUGUAGAGAACUACUGCAGGAACCCUGAUAAUGACAGAACACCCUGGUGUUUCACCACAGACCCUAAGACCCGCUGGGAACACUGCAAUGUGCCCAAAUGUGAUGACCAACCUAAAUCUGAUGGUCUGAAAUGUGGACAGCCAGCAACAGAAACAAAAAGUUGCUCGUGGCGUGUUGUUGGGGGAUGUGUUUCUGAACCACACUCCUGGCCUUGGCAGAUCAGUCUUAGAAAAGGUCCAGCGAAAACUCAUUGGUGUGGUGGAACUCUGAUUGAUCCGCAGUGGGUCCUAACCGCAACCCAUUGCCUUAAAGAGUCAUCGAGUCCAUCUUUUUACAAGAUCUUCCUUGGAACCCACACAGAACAUGGAUCUGAAUCAUCCAAACAGGAACGAGAUGUUUUUAAAAUGGUUAUGGAACCAUCUGGAACUGACAUUGCACUUAUAAAGUUAGACAGGCCUGCAGUAAUAAAUGAUAAGGUGUCACCUGCUUGUCUGCCAGAAAAGGACUAUAUUGUACCACAUGGUACUGAAUGCUUUAUAACAGGCUGGGGCGAGACAAAGGGAACUAGUGGAAAGGGUUACCUGAAAGAAGUUGUCGUACCAGUAAUUAAGAAUAAAAUCUGCAACAGUUUGUUUUUUUUGGAUGGGCGUGUAAAAGAGCACGAGAUGUGCGCUGGACGCAUAGAGGGCGGAGCAGACAGCUGUCAGGGUGACAGCGGCGGACCUCUCGUCUGCAAAGCACAGAACAAGUUUGUUCUUCAGGGAGUGACAUCAUGGGGUCUCGGCUGUGCUCAAGUCCUGAAACCAGGAGUGAGCAUCCGUGUCUCUAAAUUUGUCAGCUGGAUUGAACAAACAAUGAAAGAAAACUGAUUCAUCUUAGUCACAAAGAUAUGCUGUGCCAUGAAAUUUAAAUGUACAAUGUCUGUGUUAAAAUAAAAUUAUGAUACAGAAGUUACAGCUCAUAUUGUAUAUGCUCAAAUUUGCACAAGUCAGAUGUGUUCACGGUCCCCAGUGUUGAUACUGUAUUUUACCAAUGAAGCUUGU
Triplophysa rosa is the source of this 2730-nucleotide messenger RNA. RefSeq names its product apolipoprotein(a)-like. Gene Ontology annotation, molecular function: serine-type endopeptidase activity; signaling receptor binding. The transcript has 21 exons. The coding region runs from base 1 to 2556 and encodes 851 amino acids. The record is from RefSeq and is a predicted model, not a curated record. Gene Ontology annotation, cellular component: extrinsic component of plasma membrane. NCBI's taxonomy places the organism in Eukaryota, Metazoa, Chordata, Actinopteri, Cypriniformes, Nemacheilidae. Gene Ontology annotation, biological process: proteolysis.